Cuscuta campestris is the source of this 1090-nucleotide messenger RNA. NCBI's taxonomy places the organism in Eukaryota, Viridiplantae, Streptophyta, Magnoliopsida, Solanales, Convolvulaceae. The record is from the annotation of a GenBank genome assembly.
CCUCAAAUCAAAUCUACCAUCGCCUCUCUCCCCUCCCCGAUCUCUGCAUUUCAACAGUGAGAAAAUGGCCGGCAAGCUUCAAGGAUUGCCACCUCUCAAGAGGUUCAUUCUGAUGCAAAAACACCAAGAAAAUGGUCCCGAUUCCUCAAAUCUUCCUGCAAAAAAGAGAAAAUUAGGGAAAGCACUGCAGCCCGAUUCUCUUCCUUCCACCACCUGUUGCCUUCCGGCCAAGAAAAGAGUCUGGGCAAUCCAGCCACUGGAUCUCAAUGUCCAGUACAACCCAGUAAUCGAGGAUGAGAUUUCAGAGAAGAGGUCAUCAAAAGAAGUGUACUUUUCACAAAAUCAAGAACCGGGCAAGUCUGCAAUUCCUGACCAAGGUAUGGAAGAUGACGAUGGGAUUGCGUGUGCCAUAUGCGGAAGCACUGAUGGUGACCCAUCAGAUCCCAUAGUUAUCUGUGACGGUUGCGAUCUAAUGGUCCACACCACCUGCUACGGCCAUCCCUUCUCAACUAAGGGUGUGCCAGAAGGUGAUUGGUUUUGCUCUCAAUGUCUGGAAAAACCUGAAAAACCGAUUUCUUGCUCCCUCUGUCCGGCUUCUGGGGGCGCUCUCAAGCCGACCAGUGAUGGAAAAUGGGCUCACCUUGUCUGUGCCCUCUUUGUCCCGGAGGUGUUCUUCACCGACCCGGAUGGCCGUGAAGGGAUUGAUUGCAGUAAAGUGCCUGAUUGGAGAUGGGAUAACAAGUGCUAUGUGUGCAAGUCAAGAAAAGGGUGUGCUCUUGAUUGCUCUGAGCUCAAUUGCCCAUUGGCCUUUCAUGUAACUUGUGGCUUGAAACAAGAUUUGUGCAUUGAGUAUAACCAAGGACGAACUAAGGGUGCCAUAGUUGCUGGAUUCUGCAGAGCCCAUACUGAUUUGUGGAAAAAGCAACAACAAACUGGUAAGUUCAGGAUUGUUGCAAGAGAUUAGAUAGAGAAAAGUUGGAGAGUGAAGAUCUUGGAUGGAAAUUGUUCAAAUCUACAAAGAGAAGUGACAGCUUUUUGACAUGUGUGAAGUUUCAUUUAUGAUUUGAUCUAAUAAUAGCAUUUACUUUAG